GUUAAAAUCACGAACGGUUGGAUCGGUUAAGUUGGAUUAAAAUGAGAAUCCCGGAAGAAAAUGAAAUAAACAAGUCGAAGAGAGUAGUCAUCGACCCCUAAUAAAAUCCAGUGAAGAAGAAGAUUGAGUGAGUGAGAGAGAGAGAGAGAGAGAAGAUGGGGGUUGAUUUCUAUAAGGUUCUUGAAGUUGAUCGAAGUGCUAAUGACGACGAGCUUAAGAAAGCUUAUCGCAAACUCGCCAUGAAAUGGCAUCCUGAUAAGAACCCUAACAACAAAAAAGAAGCCGAAGCUAAAUUCAAGCAGAUCUCUGAAGCUUACGAUGUUUUGAGUGAUCCUCAGAAACGAGCAAUCUACGAGCAAUACGGAGAAGAAGGUUUAAACCAAGCCCCACCUCCCGGCGCCGGUGGUGGCUAUCCUGGAGGAUCAGACGCCGGAGCUUCUUUCCGGUUCAAUCCCAGAAGCGCUGAUGAUAUCUUCUCCGAGUUCUUUGGUUUCACGAGGCCUUCUUUUGGUACGGGAAGCGACUCACGCGCAGGACCUUCUGGCUUUAGGUAUGGCGAUGAUAUCUUCGCUUCCUUCAGGGCUGCUACUACCGGAGGAGAAGCCUCCAUUCCUUCUAGGAAAUCUGCUCCUAUUGAGAGACAAUUGCCUUGUAGCUUGGAGGAUUUGUAUAAAGGUGUCUCCAAGAAGAUGAAGAUCUCUCGUGAUGUUCUUGACUCUUCCGGGUUUGUUUUUCCAUUGAUGAUCACACAUUUGGCUUUUAGUAGAGGGAUAUAUCUGCUGCUUUUGGCCAAUUUCUUUCUAGAACAGUUUAAACUCUCUUUCUGUGGAGUUUGGUUCCAAAUGUUUAGUCUAUGAAAGCUAUAAUAGUCUAUAGAGUCAGCUUAUUAGAAAGUUCUUCUUUUGAACAGGUUUUUGUUAGCAUCUAAGUUGUGUACUCUGUGACCUUUAUUCAGUAUUUGAUCUCUCUAUCGGCACAUAAAUGAUAGAUGUAAGUGUAGGAACCGAUAGCUAUAGCUAACCAGGACAUUCCUUGACCUACUUAACCACUUUCAUUAUGGAUUUUAGCUUCAUCUGUUUUUUCAUGAAAACGGAAAUCUCUUCAACUCUACAAAUUGUAAUGGUGUCUCUUGUCUUCAAUUUGAUUCAUCUCUAAUCCUUGUUAGAAUGUCUGCUUAAAGCUCUCUUGAAUAUCUUCCUUUUCGCAAUCUCAAGUAUCGAAAUUCAUUCCUACUUUUUGUGAUUUCCACUACCAUGAGUAUAAAGACAUUACUGAAAUUUUAUUUUCUACGUUCUUCUACUGACAAAACCUCUGUUUAUCCUUUAAUGCAGGAGGCCAACACCGGUUGAGGAGAUCUUGACGAUAGAAAUUAAACCCGGUUGGAAAAAAGGAACAAAGAUAACCUUCCUGGAAAAAGGUAAUGAGCAUCGUGGAGUCAUACCAUCCGAUCUCGUUUUCAUCGUAGACGAGAAACCGCAUCCCGUUUUCAAACGAGACGGGAAUGAUCUUGUGGUAAUGCAAAAGAUUUCUCUAGUGGAUGCUCUCACAGGUUACACCGCACAGGUCACUACUCUUGACGGAAGAACCUUAACAGUUCCGGUAAACAAUGUGAUCAGUCCGUCGUACGAAGAGGUGGUGAAAGGAGAAGGCAUGCCGAUCCCUAAAGAUCCGUCAAGAAAAGGAAACUUGAGAAUCAGAUUCAUCAUCAAGUUCCCUUCGAAGCUAACCACUGAGCAGAAAUCAGGGAUCAAGCGGAUGUUAUCACCUUGAAUGUCCAAAGAUUGAAGCAUCUCGUUUCAGUUUUUUCAAUCUGCUAGCUUUUUUGGAAUCUUUUAGAAGCAGAAUAUGUGCUUAUGGUUUUUUUAAUUUAUUUUGGUUGCAUUUUGGUAAGGUUUUUAAGGGAAAUACAUACCACCAAAUGAUGCCGGUUUAGUUAGUAAUGACUGACGACUAGUGAAGUAAAGUCUCUCCUUAUAUCUCUUUGCUAAAAGCUUCAAUAUUUGUUUAAUAGUAAACAUUGUCAACAGAUUUGGAAAGACUAAAUCAACGUUUAACAAUAUGUCAAAAUGUAAUUCAAAUUGAUUAAUCAUAGUAGCG
Arabidopsis thaliana (thale cress) is the source of this 2097-nucleotide messenger RNA. RefSeq names its product DNAJ heat shock family protein. Bases 156 to 857 code for a protein of 233 amino acids. The transcript has 2 exons. Gene Ontology annotation, biological process: protein folding. NCBI's taxonomy places the organism in Eukaryota, Viridiplantae, Streptophyta, Magnoliopsida, Brassicales, Brassicaceae. The record is from RefSeq and is marked reviewed.